AUGUCUCGCGUAUAUGUUGGAAAUUUGGAUCCGCGAGUAACUGAACGAGAACUUGAGGAUGAAUUCCGCACUUUUGGAGUUAUCAGAAGUGUGUGGGUUGCAAGAAGACCCCCUGGCUACGCUUUCAUUGAUUUUGAUGAUCGGAGGGAUGCCCAAGAUGCCAUACGAGAGAUAGAUGGUAAAAAUGGCUGGAGAGUUGAGCUUUCUCACAAUUCUAGGGGUGGAAGUGGUGGCGGCGGGGGCGGUGGCCGUGGUGGGGGGCGUGGCCGUUCUGGUUCUGAUUUAAAAUGCUACGAGUGUGGUGAACCUGGCCAUUUUGCCCGUGAGUGCAGGAACCGUGGAGGUUCUGGAAGGCGUAGGAGUCGCAGUCCCCCUAGAUAUCGCAGGAGCCCAAGCUAUGGUAGAAGGAGUCUCAGUCCUCGUGGCCGUUCUCCUCGACGUCGAAGUUUGUCACCCAAAGCUCGUGUCUACAGCAGGUCUCCUUACCGUGGAAGAGAUGAGGCACCAUACGCCAAUGGAAAUGGCAUUAGGGAUCGACGCAGGAGCAGGAGCUGA
Fraxinus pennsylvanica is the source of this 555-nucleotide messenger RNA. The record is from the annotation of a GenBank genome assembly. Lineage: Eukaryota; Viridiplantae; Streptophyta; Magnoliopsida; Lamiales; Oleaceae.